GCAAGUUCGUUGAUCUCUCGUACCAGCGUGAUAACCCACAAAUUACCUCCUUUGACGCCUUCGACGUUGCACUUGAAAUUUUUGGCCGCACCGAUUAAUCCUUCGGAUAUAAAUCAAAUUGAAGGAGCAUACCCGCUCAAGCCGAUAUUUAGAAACCAGUUAGGGGAUGUGAAAUUUGAUCCAGCCGUUGCUGUUGGAGGAAAUGAGGGCGUCGCGGAAGUUAUCGCCGUCGGAGAGAACGUCAAAGAAAUUAGUGUCGGGGAUUGGGUAAUCAUGGGUACAAGUGGAACUUGGAGAACACAUGCUGAAGCUACUCCCGAAGAUGUCAUCCGGAUUCCUCGUGAAGGAAUCGAACUAAUUCAGGCCGCAACAGUUCGUGUUAACUCUUGUACCGCGUAUCGCAUGUUGAAAGACUUUGCGAAAUUUAAAAAAGGCGAUUAUGUGAUCCAAAAUGGUGCGAAUAGUGGUGUGGGUCAAGCUGUGAUUCAGAUUGCCAAAGCGUGGGGUAUCAACACGAUCAAUAUUGUCAGGGACAGACCGAACUUACGAGAGCUGUCAGAUCACCUUAAAUCCCUCGGUGCAACAUAUGUAGUCAGUGAUAAAGAUCUUCAAUCGAAGAAACGGAGUGAAUUCGAAUGGAAUACGGGCACCGACAAUGGGGAUAUCGUUUUAGGAUUAAACUGUGUCGGUGGGAAAAGCGUAAUUCACAUGGCGAAACUUCUGAAGCACUCGAGUCCAGUAGUGACCUAUGGUGCAAUGUCACGACAGCCACUCACAAUUCCGGCCUCUCAGUUAAUAUUCCAAAAUUUAAAGUUUUAUGGAUUUUGGAUGUCGCACUGGAGUCAAGUUAAUCCUAGGGAAGCGAGGUUGCUGAUGUUGAAUGAGGUGAUCGAUUUGAUCAAACAAGGAAAAUUAGGUAGUGCCGUGUAUGAGGAAAACUUGUGGGGUAAGGAUGAGGACCAUUAUGGAUUUCUGGAAAUUUUAAAGAAGGCAGAGGAAGAGUUUAAGGGCAAAAAGCAGAUUGUUAAGAUGAUUGAUUAA
Messenger RNA from Acaulospora colombiana, 1041 nucleotides. The record is from the annotation of a GenBank genome assembly. NCBI's taxonomy places the organism in Eukaryota, Fungi, Glomeromycota, Glomeromycetes, Diversisporales, Acaulosporaceae.